Molecule: messenger RNA, 1110 nt
Organism: Adineta ricciae
Lineage: Eukaryota; Metazoa; Rotifera; Eurotatoria; Adinetida; Adinetidae
Source: the annotation of a GenBank genome assembly
AUGAAAGUACUCUCGGUAUUUUUCGUCAUUUGGACUCUUCUAUUAGCUCGAUCAACCAUAGUUGGUUUUGCCGUGGAUUAUUUCGAGUCGGAACCCUAUGAGGAAUCGUUGCUUACAACAGAAAACGGCACUAUUGUUGCCACCGAUGCGACUUCUACUGAAAUCAACAGUCGAUAUCGAGGCGUAGUUAUCACUAAUAACAAAAACCAUAUUGAUCUAUCGGAAUCGACGAUAGAUGAUAUUAUCGAAUUGAAUGUUGGUGGUCAACGAAUAACAACAUUUCGGUCAACUCUAACUGCUGUACCGAAUUCCAAGCUAGCCGCUCUUUUCGCUAAGAAUGUAUCCAAACCGAAGAGCAAACAUUUUUUUGAUUACAAUCCUGUUCUAUUUGGGCAUUUACUCGAUCAGUUACGAGCGAUCAAACGUGGUCCACAGGUGCCUGCGUAUGAACUUAACUUUGCUGCACCGAAUAGUAGCGUACCAUUUGAUUUCUCAACAAUGCUUGUGGAACUCGGCUUGAGUUCUGAUUACUUCUUAUAUCCAUCCAAGGGCGCUCAUUUAAAUUUAACAUUGAAGUCUCUCAUUGGGUGGAAACAAUGUUUUCGUGAAAAAUACGAUAAACCAUUCGAUAGUAAAGUUUUAACAGGACCGUGCAAAGGCAGACGACUUCUUGUUGCUUGCCGGUCGACGAAUGACACGCGAACGUUGAUUUUAGCUGGUGUGGGCAAACGAGAAGAUAUAUUUUUCCCAUGUUCACCCAAUUCGCACUGCAGAGUAGAAAAGAAAAACGGUACAGGUUUCUAUUACGCACAAGAUCAUGCAUGGGGAUUCGAGGGCGCUUUAAAUACUCUUCAAGAAGUACGCAACGAUCACGUGGAUUAUCGACAUAAUUUUGGCCUACAAGGAGGACUGGUGGGUUAUCGACAAAAUCAAGGCCUACAAGGAGGACUGAUUUUAAAUCCAUGUGACUCUAGUGACCAGAAUUCUGAAUAUCGACUUUGUUGGUCAUUGCGUUCGAUUUCUGACCGUGGUGGUGGAGAUCGAUGUGGAAGUUCGAAAAAUCUUCACAACACAAGACAAUGGGAACGUGUUAUUUACCAAACAGUUUAG